GGUGCCACGGGUUUGAUUUCGAGUUCAGAGUUGGGGGUUAGCAGCUGCACCUGUGCCCGCUGACUUUAUGCUCUAUCCUUGACCAGAGUUGAUCAGUUUAAAGGCGGCGCAGUAAGAACACCCACACUUGACGCUUGCCUUUGAAAAACUGCAGCAUAAGCUGCCGCCAAAGAGAUCUAGGAGCGUCCCGAAGUGCAAGGCUUUUUAAAAAUGACAUUUGUUUUGAAGGAGGGUUGCUAUCACGGCGUGCUUGUGGAGGUCAUAGGACAACUUGCGGGACUCAGUUCCACCUUACAGGGUCUCUCUCUUUAUCCCUGGCUAGCCCAGAAUGCACUAUGUAGACCACACUGAUCUUGAACUCAUGGAAAUCUGUCUGCUUCUUCACAAGUGCCAGGAUUAAAGUCAUGUGGCAUCAAACUCCACUUUUUGUUGAAUAUGCAUAAAAGACUCUUCCUGUUCUUGUGCCAUUUGGCUGAAGUAGGACGGGGUCAGGGUUUGAGGACUGACAGAUUCUAAACCUGGGCUUUCUAGGCUCCCAGAAAGCCACCAGAUGCCACAUGGAACCAAGGGCCCCAUGCCCAGCUGCCAUACCCUCAGUGGAGAGAAAGUUCCGUGUUCUCGUGGGGGUCACUGGAAGCGUUGCUGCUCUGAAGCUGCCCUUCCUGGUGUCAAAGCUUCUGGACGUCCCCGGGCUGGAAGUCACAGUGGUAACCACUGAGAGAGCCAAACAUUUCUAUAGCCCUCAGGAUGUUCCUGUCACCCUCUACAGUGAUGCUGAUGAAUGGGAGAUGUGGAAGCGCCGCUCUGACCCAGUUCUCCACAUUGACCUGCGAAGGUGGGCUGACCUCAUGCUGGUGGCUCCCCUUGAUGCCAACACUCUGGGGAAGGUGGCCAGUGGCAUCUGUGACAACUUACUUACCUGUGUCAUCCGGGCUUGGGACCUCAGCAAGCCUCUACUCUUCUGCCCUGCCAUGAACACCGCCAUGUGGGAGCACCCUCUCACUGCACAGCAGGUGGACCAGCUCAAGGCCUUUGGCUAUGUGGAGAUUCCCUGUGUGAGCAAGAAGCUGGUGUGUGGAGAUCAAGGUCUAGGAGCCAUGGCCGAGGUGGAGACCAUUGUGGGGAAAGUGAAAGAAGUACUCUUCCAGCGCGGGGGCUUCCAGCAGAGCUGAACUGGGGUUUUUGUCCUGGUGUCUGUGCACCCAGUGAGUUCAGCCUGAGCUGCUGAAGAGGGACAUCACCACAGCAUGAAGAACCUGUGUUCGUGAGGAGGGGCUGGCGUGCACCUUCUCAGAGCUGCCUGGGGACUGACCCUCUUCAAGUUAAACAGAACUACAGACCCAGGUCCUACCUUCUUCCAACCAGGAGAUGCUGCUUUCCUGAGGCCCUCCCGUUUCUUCCUGGGAUAGGCCCAGAAAGCUGAAGCUGGGCAAUCAUGUUACUACUGGAAGAAUAAUUGAAUGACUGAGGACCUCCUGCUUGGAAAUGCUUUUAGGAACACGAUGGCUGAAGCUGGGCAUGGUGGCUCAUGUCUGUAAUCUUAACACUCAGAAGGCUGAGGCAGGAUUGCCACAGCUUUGAAGUUUCUUGGGCUACAGAGUGAGCCAGGCCUGUGAGUGUGACAGCCUAUUUCAAAACAAAAACAACAUGAAGAAACACCAUAGCUCAAGAUCCCUGGCACAGCAGGCUCCUGAUCAAGCCUUGGAAGCUUCCAUUCUUUGGUGCCCCAGUGUCACACAGUCAGGAAGUCUGUGAGGUGGCAAGACUCUUCACAUUUCCCACAGACUGUACUGGGAGUCGGGGCAGGGACGGUUCUGGGAAAUAAAGAAAAGUGACCUCA
Messenger RNA from Myodes glareolus (Bank vole), 1840 nucleotides. It is a transcript of the gene Ppcdc, whose product is annotated as phosphopantothenoylcysteine decarboxylase. Lineage: Eukaryota; Metazoa; Chordata; Mammalia; Rodentia; Cricetidae. Gene Ontology annotation, molecular function: phosphopantothenoylcysteine decarboxylase activity; FMN binding. The record is from RefSeq and is a predicted model, not a curated record. Gene Ontology annotation, cellular component: phosphopantothenoylcysteine decarboxylase complex. Gene Ontology annotation, biological process: coenzyme A biosynthetic process.